UGCAGUCCCCGCGGCUGCCCCGGGCUCCCUCCCAGGCGGCCCGGCCUUACUCCAGCCUGGGAGCGCCUCGGGGGGAGCGCGGGACAGCCAGGGAGGCCGCGGCGGGGGCCCCGGGCGCCCGAGCUGGGCGAGCCGGGGAGGCGGCCGGACUCGGGGAGCCGGAACGCAGGGGAAGGCAAGGACGGGGCGGCCGGCGGAGGGGCGGGCGCCGCUCAUCAGCCACGCCAGUCACGUCUGGGGCCACCGGCUGCCUUCUUCUUCCUUUCCCCCUUGCUGUCUCCCCCCGCCCCUGUCGGCGAGGGCAAAGUGGCGGUGGCGGCGCCAUGCCCGGGCCGGAGUGAGUGCGCGCGGGCGAAGAUGGCGUACAUCCAGGGCAGCUGGAACCAUUGAACGAGGGUUUUCUUUCUAGAAUCUCUGAUCUGCUGCUGUGUAGAUGGACUUGCCGGCACUGCUGUCAGAAAUGCUGCGAAUCCAGCUGUUGCCAGUCGAGUGAGGAUGAAGUGGAAAUUCUGGGACCUUUCCCGGCCCAGACACCUCCCUGGCUGAUGGCCAGCCGGAGCAGUGACAGGGAUGGUGACUCCGUCCACACAGCCAGCGAAGUCCCCCUCACCCCGCGGACCAACUCCCCCGACGGGAGGCGCUCAUCCUCAGACACAUCCAAGUCCACGUACAGCCUGACCCGGAGGAUUUCCAGUCUUGAGUCGAGGCGCCCCAGCUCCCCGCUCAUCGACAUCAAGCCCAUUGAGUUCGGCGUCCUCAGCGCCAAGAAGGAGCCCAUCCAGCCGUCGGUGCUGCGCCGGACCUACGCCCCCGACGACUACUUCCGCAAGUUCGAGCCGCGCCUCUACUCCCCGGACCCCGGCAGCGACGACGUGGACUCUCUGACGGACGAGGAGAUCCUGUCCAAGUACCAGCUGGGCAUGCUGCACUUCAGCACGCAGUACGACCUGCUGCACAACCACCUCACCGUGCGCGUGAUCGAGGCCCGGGACCUGCCGCCCCCCAUCUCCCACGACGGCUCGCGCCAGGACCUGGCGCACUCCAACCCCUACGUCAAGAUCUGCCUGCUGCCCGACCAGAAGAACUCCAAGCAGACCGGGGUCAAGCGCAAGACGCAGAAGCCUGUGUUCGAGGAGCGCUACACCUUCGAGAUCCCCUUCCUCGAGGCCCAGAGGAGGACCCUGCUCCUCACCGUGCUGGACUUUGAUAAGUUCUCGCGCCACUGUGUCAUUGGGAAGGUGUCCGUGCCUUUGUGCGAGGUGGACCUGGUGAAGGGCGGGCACUGGUGGAAGGCGCUGAUCCCCAGCGCUCAGAAUGAAGUGGAGCUGGGGGAGUUGCUCCUGUCGCUGAACUACCUCCCGAGUGCCGGGAGGCUCAACGUCGACAUCAUUCGAGCCAAGCAACUUCUUCAAACAGACGUGAGCCAAGGCUCAGACCCAUUUGUGAAAAUCCAGCUGGUGCAUGGACUCAAGCUUGUGAAAACCAAGAAGACAUCCUUCUUAAGAGGCACAAUUGAUCCUUUCUACAAUGAAUCCUUUAGCUUCAAAGUUCCCCAGGAAGAAUUGGAAAAUGCCAGCCUUGUAUUCACAGUGUUCGGCCACAACAUGAAGAGCAGCAACGACUUCAUCGGGAGGAUCGUCAUUGGCCAGUACUCCUCGGGACCCUCGGAGGCCAACCACUGGAGGCGGCUGCUCAACACCCACCGCACGGCCGUGGAGCAGUGGCACAGCCUGAGGUCACGGGCGGAGUGUGACCGUGUGUCCCCUGCCUCCCUGGAGGUGACCUGAGGGCCGCUGGGAUGGCAGCUCUCGAUGGCUUUAAAAAAAAAAAAAAAAAAAAAAAGUGUCCCUUACCUGUCACAUCCACCCCCGCAUAACACCCUGUCCACCUCCACCCUCUCGGACCCGAGAGGAAGCAGACUAUUGAUCACAACACGGCCGCCCUCACCGAGGGAGGGCUGAGAACUUUCCAGAAGCCCCGUGCACUUCUCGAGCGCUGAGUGGGCUCUGCCGUGGGACUAUGGGCAGCGCUGCUCCUGUUGACACCCCCGCCCCCAAUUCCCUUCGGGGGACAGAGGGCCUCCCUAGUGGGCCAACCUCCGAGACUAAACUGAGCAAGAGUUUGGCCAGCGUAUGGGAGGCCUGAGUCCCCAGCCCAAAACGCACCCCCUGGGCAACUUCUGGACGGGCUGCUGUCCCCUGGGGUUCUCCAAACCCAAUACCUUUCUCCAAAGGUGUGAGUACCUUCGUCUCCUCCUUAGUAAAUGUGACAUAGAGAUUAGGCUAGUUGGAGAAACCACGUGGCCACACGCACAGAAAUAGUGCAGCGUAAGAAACCUCUCCUGGCCGAGCUGAAUGUGUCCUUGUGUUAGCUCAUCCAUGGGCACGUACGUGUCUGUCCCCGUGCAUGUGCCCUGCCGCUGAGCACCCCUGUGCCUCUGCGUCCCGGAGAGCAGGUGCCGGCCAGGACCUCUGCUCUGAGCCCGCCCUUCUCUCCACCUCCCCGACCCCGCGAGACUUCGCCCGUCCCUGUGUCCUCCAUCUGUCAAAGACUCCCCUUGGGUGCCGGUGACGUGUGUCGAUAGGGAAAAGCCAACAUUUUUUGACUGAAUCCUGGCGACAAAGGCCGCCGUGGGCCUCUGUGGAUUAGAAUGGCCACACGCCCUGUCCGUGACCAUCUCCCUCUUAACCACACCUGAGCAGCUUCCUGUGUCCGUGUGAACCAAGUCACGUCCCACCAGCUAAGGAAUUAGUGUAGAAUUAGAGUAGGUCGCUCUCUCUUUCCCCGUUGGAUGCUUCUGUGUCUUUUCCCACAGUGUACCGUCUAGCGUGAUGGGGAGCUAUUUAUUGAAAUUAAAGAUUAUUUAUU
This is a messenger RNA of Sciurus carolinensis (gray squirrel), 2868 nucleotides long. RefSeq names its product synaptotagmin 17 (gene Syt17). Gene Ontology annotation, cellular component: membrane. The transcript has 8 exons. Bases 546 to 1787 code for a protein of 413 amino acids. Gene Ontology annotation, biological process: regulation of calcium ion-dependent exocytosis; cellular response to calcium ion; calcium-ion regulated exocytosis. Lineage: Eukaryota; Metazoa; Chordata; Mammalia; Rodentia; Sciuridae. Gene Ontology annotation, molecular function: syntaxin binding; calcium ion binding; calcium-dependent phospholipid binding. The record is from RefSeq and is a predicted model, not a curated record.